Molecule: messenger RNA, 4689 nt
Organism: Auanema sp. JU1783
Lineage: Eukaryota; Metazoa; Nematoda; Chromadorea; Rhabditida; Rhabditidae
Source: the annotation of a GenBank genome assembly
AUGGAACCAACUCUUUAUUCGGAUCAUCUAAAAGGUUUAGAUGCCUUUUGCGGCGAAAAGUUCUGGGAUGAUAAUAUAUGGAAUUCAACUCAUAUUCCAACAUUGACUCAAUGUUUUCAUCAUACGGUUCUCGUAUGGAUUCCAUGCUUAUUCACUUUUUUUUGUGCCCCCGUUCUAACUGGACAAAUCUUUUAUCGAAAUGAAAAUCCUUUGCCAUGGACACGUCUUUUGCUUUCUAAAGUGACGCUCGCAAUAACUCUCGUCAUACUAUCCUUUUUGCUUUUUGCCAUGGCUUUCUAUCAAGCAGUAGCUUCUGAUUUUCCGGAUGCCGUGGAAUUUGUCUAUCCAUUGAUGCUCUGUCUAGCAAUGAUUAUUCUAUCCAUAUUUGGAUAUUCUUGUCGAGUAUAUGGAAAAGUCACAUCUGGCGGUCUGUUCCUAUCCUGGGUAUUAUUUGCUUUUUGCGGUGUUCCUGAAUUAUAUUACUGGUUACAUAGACUUGGUAGCUCUCAGAAAAUGGGGUUCUAUGAUCAUGCUCGCUGUUUUGCUUACUUGGUUUGGUGGCCCAUAACUGCUAUCGAGGCAGUAAUGUAUGCCUUCUCGGAUAGCCCAGCUUCUAACUAUAAAUCCCUUAAUGAAGAUGGGAUCACUUCGCCAGAAAUGACUUCCUCAUUCUUGAAUCGUUUGACGAUGCGUUGGUUCAAUGACAUCUGCUCAAAAGGAUUGAAGAGACCAUUGGAAGUUCAAGAUCUCUAUGCUUUAAACGAUGAUGAUUCUUCGACUGUAUUAGUUCCUAAAUGGUUCAAGCUGUGGGACAAAGCCUUAAAAGAUUACAACGGAAGGCGGUCCCGUGCUAAUACUCUUAGAUCUCGUGCAAGCACAAGAAGGUCUAGGUCUGCCAGUACUGAUCAGACACCCUUACUUCAGACUGAGGAGACAGACGACUAUGGAUCUCUGCCAAUUAAACCCCCAUCUCUUAAACCACCUUCCAUUCUUUGGUGCUUGUUCAAACUAUUUAAAUGGGACGUCAUCACAGCUAUGUUUGUAAAGCUAAUAUCUGAUCUUCUUAUAUUUUGUAAUCCUGUACUACUUAAAUCACUCAUCAAUUUUGUUGAACAUCCCGAAGCUCCUUUAUGGCAGGGUAUUGUUCUUGCACUAACAAUGUUUGGUUGCUCACAAUUAUCAUCACUGUUACAAUCACAUUACUUUUACUUGAUGUAUCGUGUUGGUACCAGAGUUCAAACAUGUCUAACAGCUGCCGUAUACAAAAAAACAUUGCGACUAUCCAAUGCUGCCAGAAGAGAGCGCACUGUCGGAGAAAUCGUUAAUCUAAUGUCAAUUGAUAUUGACAGAUUCCAACAGAUCUCUCCUCAAACUAUGCAAUACUGGAGUAAUCCAUUGCUGAUUGGUUUAUCACUCUUCUUCCUUUGGCGACAAAUCGGAGUUUCUGUCAUGUCUGGUGUUGCCGUAAUGCUUGCACUUUUCCCCAUCAACUUCUUUAUAACAAUGGUGAUACGAAAAUGGCAAGUUCAACAAAUGAAAUAUAAAGAUGAACGAACCAAAAUGGUUAAUGAAGUGCUGAAUGGCAUAAAGGUUAUCAAACUUUAUGCUUGGGAGCCUCCAAUGGAAAGUGUUAUUGUAUCUCUCCGUGAGAAAGAAUUGAAACUAAUCAAGAAAGCAUCUUUCCUUCGCACAUUCUCUGAUAUGUUGAACACUGCUUCACCUUUCCUGGUCGCCUUAUUCACAUUCUCUACAUUCAUUUUCAUUGAUCCUAAGAAUGUUCUGACACCUAACAUUGCCUUUGUUUCUCUCACACUUUUCAAUCAAAUGCGCUCGCCCAUGUCGCAAGUUGCUGAACUCAUAACACAAACUGUUCAAGUCUUUGUCUCAAACAAACGGCUGAAAGCAUUCUUGGUAGCUGAGGAGUUGUCACAGGAAUGCAUCGACACACAAGCUCGCGAUAAUGAUGAUUGCAUUAAUGUUACCGAUGCUAAUCUUUCUUGGGAGCCCGAAGAUCAGAGUGCCACCUCACUUUCGGAACUUAAUUUCUCUGUUCAAAAGGGGCAGCUCAUUACUGUUGUUGGCCGAGUUGGAGCUGGAAAGAGUUCAUUGUUGCAAGCUUUACUAGGCGAAAUGGAAAAACUUAGAGGAUAUAUCGGUAUGAGCGGAAGAGUUUCCUAUGUUCCUCAACAAGCUUGGAUGCAAAACAACAGCAUGCGACAAAACAUCACAUUUGGAAAGAAGUUUGAUGAGUAUUUCUACAACCGUGUUUUGGAUGCAUGUGCUUUGUAUCCUGAUCUCCAAAUGUUACCUUUGGGAGAUAUGACAGAGAUUGGUGAGAAAGGAAUCAACUUGUCCGGUGGGCAGAAAGCCCGUAUUUCGCUUGCCCGUGCAGUCUAUCAAAACCAUGAUGUAUACCUUCUUGAUGAUCCUAUGAGUGCCGUUGAUUCACACGUUGGUGCCCAGCUCUUCUCUGCUGUUAUUGGUCCUGAAGGAAUGUUGAGAAACAAAACUAGAAUUUUGGUAACUAACGAAUUAUCGUUCUUGAAGCAUUCAAACUUGAUUCUUAUCAUGAAUGACGGUAAAAUUGAGCAUGAGGGUAGCUAUGCUGAAUUAAUGCAGCAAGGUGCUCUUGCUCCUUUACUUGAAGAAUGUGAAAAGGAGGAACGUGAUCGUCGAAAGAAGGAAGAAGAAGAAGCGCAAGAAGAGGCUGGCUAUGAAGAUUGCAGCGACAUUGACUAUGACGAUGAGAUUGUAGCUGAAUCUCCUCUUAUCGAUUCGGUUCUUGGAACAUCCCAUAUGUCAACUGUUUCUGGCAUCAUAGCUAAGAGAAGAAUGAGUACAUCGACUGUAAGAAAACGUAGGCGAUUAUCUACUGUUAAGCCGAGCGUUGUAUCAUCGGGAACCGGCGGAGGUGGUGGACAACUAACACAAGUGGAAAGAGUUGAAACUGGUCGAGUCAAAUUCGAUACUUAUUCCAUUUACUUCGGAGCUAUGGGUUUCACGCUUGCUGUUCUUUUCUUCACUGGAAUGACAAUAAGCACAGCGUUGUCUAUGGCAAGAAGUUUCUGGUUGACGAGUUGGUCUAACGAUAACAAACGAAAUGAAACAGCUCAGAGUGUACCCACUCGCUUAGGUGUUUAUGCUGCACUCGGUUUUGCUGAAAUUAUUUCUGUGUUUGUCGGUAUGCUCUCUUUACUUUUCGGAGGAGUUCUUGCUUCCAAAAACCUGCAUGCUCCACUUUUACAUUCCAUUUUCCGUGCUCCAAUGUCAUUCUUCGAUACAACUCCAUUCGGAAGAAUUCUGAAUAGAAUUGGAAAAGAUAUUGAAACCGUUGAUUUAUUGUUACCUUUGAAUGUUCAAUUCUUCGUUCAAUGCCUGAUGCAAGUCGCCUCCACAAUUCUAAUGAUUAUGAUCUCAACUCCAAUCUUCGGUAUAGGCGUCGUUCCUUUGGGAAUCAUUUAUCUUCAAGUUAUGCGUUAUUAUAUUGCUACUUCACGACAGCUCAAAAGAUUAGAAUCCAUCACUAGAUCUCCAAUUUACAGUCACCUUAGUGAAAGUAUUCAGGGUGCAUCAACUAUUCGAGCUUAUAGACUAGUAGACCGUUUUUGCAAAAUUUCCGACAACAAAGUAGAUGCUCAUGUUCAAUGUCGUUAUUUGAGUUAUGUGGCUAACAGAUGGAUGUCUGUACGCUUGGAAUUUGUGGGUAACAGUAUCGUUUUGUUUGCUGCUCUGUGUGCUGCUCUUAUGAGGGAAACAACAUCCUCCGGAGAUAUAGGUUUAUCUGUUUCAUAUGCUCUUAAUAUCACUACCGUUCUCAACUUUGCUGUUAGACAGAUUAGUAAACUUGAGACCAAUAUAGUUUCGGUUGAGAGGGUAAAGGAAUAUUCUGAUACUGUGACAGAAGCAGAAUGGAAAUCAUUAGACGGUGAAGAACCACCGAAAGGCUGGCCUAGUUCUGGAGUGAUCACACUUAACAAUUACUCAACCAGAUAUCGCCCCGGUCUUGAUCUUGUUGUAAAGGACAUCAAUGCUGAAAUAGGUCCACAUGAGAAGAUCGGAAUUGUUGGGCGAACAGGCGCAGGAAAAUCAUCAAUCACUCUUGCUUUAUUCCGCAUGAUUGAAGCAGCCGAAGGAAACAUCGUAAUUGAUGGAAUAAACAUAGCAAAACUUGGUCUUCAUGAUUUACGUAGCAACAUUACUAUUAUUCCUCAAGACCCAGUUCUUUUCUCGGGAACAUUAAGAUUCAAUCUCGAUCCUUUCGGACAUCAUAGUGAUAAUGAUAUCUGGCAUGCUUUGGAAAUGGCAAACUUGAAGCCUUUCGCUAUGUUGCAGCCUGCUAAGUUGGAACAUGAAAUAACGGAAGGAGGAGAGAACAUUAGUGUCGGACAGCGCCAAUUAGUAUGUUUGGCAAGAGCCUUAUUGAGAAAGUCAAAGGUCUUGGUACUCGAUGAAGCCACUGCUGCGGUUGAUGUGAGCACCGACGCAUUAAUUCAAAGAACCAUCCGGGAAGAAUUUGCCGAUUCAACUGUUUUAACUAUCGCUCACAGAUUGAAUACUAUUUUAGAUUAUGACAGAAUUAUUGUGCUUAGCGAAGGCAGAGUUUCUGAGUUCGACAGCCCCAAAAAACUUCUGGCUGACAAAAAAUCUGAUUUCUAUAGUAUGGCUAAAAAAGCUGGAGUUGCUCCUUAA